Molecule: messenger RNA, 3045 nt
Organism: Jatropha curcas
Lineage: Eukaryota; Viridiplantae; Streptophyta; Magnoliopsida; Malpighiales; Euphorbiaceae
Biological process (GO): endocytic recycling
Cellular component (GO): endosome
Source: RefSeq, a predicted model, not a curated record
UAAACUUCCACUACAGCGUGAAGACAACAAGAAAGUUGAACUGAGCUUGAUCGAUACCAGCAUUUGGGUUGAUCCUCAUGGAGUUUAGGCCUCGAGAUUACAAUGCUGAGCAGGAAGCUCACGCGAUUCCUCGAUCACGCGCCGAUCACCACCCUCUCUUGACUCCAUCGCCUUCUUCUUCUCCCCAAAACCAGGUUAUUGUUACGAACCUUCAAGAUAAUGAUUUCUUUGAUCCAUUAAGAGGAGGAGAUGCCAAGACAGAGGAGACGCCUGAUACUGAGAAUUCUUCUUCUGCUAGUCUCUCCAGUGAAGCUACUAGUCAAAUUCCGUCAAAGGAGUGGACCUCUUUUAAGAGAUUCUUGAUGCAAAAGUUUCCUGUAUCCAAAAUGAUUUCAGUUUCUUCAAUGCCUGAUGUGAUAAUUAAAAGUAGUAAAGCAUUUGACAAAUCUUCAAAAAGUACACAUGUAGAGGAAGUAAAUGAUUCACAAAAAAUUCCGGAAGAUGAUGCCAAGGUUAUUACUCAGCAGGAGUAUGUCUCUCGUCUACAUGAGCUCAAAGAUGAAAUUAUGCACGCUUGGCAGGCUGAAGAUCGCGUAACAGCUUUGAGAUUGUCUAUUAAGGUUGCUAAGCUUCUGAUGGAUACUUCAGUUCAACAGUUUUAUCCUACAUUAUUUGUUCUUGUGACAGAUGUAAUGGACAUGCUUGGAGGUAUGGUUUGGCAACGCAUCAGACAGAAAGCUGAAUUUUCUGAAGAUGGAAGCUUUCUCGGUACAUUACCAGAGAAUUUUAAAGCAAGUGAUAUUUGCUCUGAUGCUAAGGAAACUUGCCAUAAUUGGUUUUGCAAAGUUGGUUCAAUCAGAGAGCUCCUUCCACGCAUAUAUUUGGAGUUGGCAAUAUUGCCUUGCUGGCGUUUUCUGCUUGACCGUCCUGUAGAUAAUCUCCAGCGACUGGUAAUGAUGACAAGAGGGAUAGCAGAUCCAUUGGCAUCUUCCUAUUGCCGUUUAUACAUGGCCCACUGUGCGCGGAAGUUGUCUGCAUAUGAUAAAGGAUACCUGGUUACAUGUGUUAAUGACAUCAAAAUCCUAUUGAUUCAUCUUUCAACAGCAAAGGAGGCCCCACAUGGACCUUUUGCAGGCAAAAUAAGGUUGCUUGUCAGUCUGAUUGAACCUACUAUUGAAUAUAUUAUGAAAUGUAUAUUUGCAGAUGUGUCUCAGAGGCAAAUAGACUCUUUACUUAUGGAGCUCAGACUAGGAAGGAAUCAAGCAAAUUUAUCUGAGAGUUUCUCAAGUGCUUCAAUUGUUCUUCAUCAUCUGCUAAAGGAACUUCCAACUGAAGUAAUCAGCUCCAAUGCCGUGGAUAUCCUGCAUCUGAUCAAGUGCAGUGACGACAGUUCUUUUGAUCAGUGUUUAAAUUAUAGGUUACUUGGAUUUAGACUAGGUGAAAGCAGAUAUGAAAUGGACACCAUUAAUUCCGUAGUGGAUGAAGUCAUUCAGGUCAUUAUUCAAUAUGGUAAACUUGAGGAGUACUUGAAGGUUGUUGAUGCUUACAUGGACAUUGUUCUUCAAAAUCAAAUGGACAGCUAUUUGAACAUGCUUUUAGAGGGUAUUUACACACGAGCAUGCAAUAAAGAGAUUCUUGAAGAUGAACAAGGAAGCUUGCAGUCCAUUUUUCUGAAGCUUCUUUCUCAUUUUAAGGACUUAGACAUAGUAUUUUCUUUGAAACAUUUUCUUCACAUCUUGGACGUAAUGCAUGGGAGCUCUAGGAAUGUCAUUGAUAUGCAUAUUCUUAAUAUGGCAACAAGGAAUGGCCGUAUAAAUGAUCCAACAACUAUACAGUUGCUUUUUGAAAUUGCUCAGUCUCUAUAUGAUGGUAUAGACUUCGCAAAUAUGAAAGACGAUGAAAAGCAACAGCCAGCGCGCCUCAUUUCUCGUUUUGUCCAGAUGGUUGAUUUUGGGGUGGCGAUGGAACAGCAUUUAACAUUUUUAGUUGAAUGUCGUGGAGCUUUUCGAAGCAUAAAUGAACUUAAGGAAACUCUCGUUCACUCAAGCAAUUAUUUGGCAACUAAAGCUCUGAAAGAUGGAAAAAAGCAUCUCAAUUUCGUCAAAUCUUGCAUAGCAUUUGCUGAGGUCACUAUACCCUCUAUUUCAGCUCAAGUUAGGCAGUUAAAUCUUUAUCUUGAAACUGCUGAGGUUGCGUUGUUAAGUGGGUUAAUUCCCCAUUCAGAUGGGCUCAUUGUAUCUGCAAUGAGCUGUUUAGAAAAUGUAGACUUCACAGAUGGCACACGGACUGCAAUCGAUAUUGAUGGCAUACUGUCCUCAAUUCGAAAAAUAUGUAGCCUCUUGGUUAUGGUUCCAGGUAAUGCUGACCAAGGUGUUACAAAAAUUCCAAGUAGUAUUCUCUCUCUCAUUUAUUCCAGAUCAUGGAUGACACCAAGAAUCACAUCAAGGAUAUUUUGUGCAAUAAUUCUAUUGUUGGCAACACUUUCUCAAAAGAAGCUCCCGUACCAUUUGGGUAAUUCAGAGGUAAAGAUUUUGGGCAGUGACUGGUUAUUCUUUGGAGAUUCAUCUUAUGUACAUGAACUUGUCUCACUGUCUGAGCGUGUUCUUCAUAAUCUAGUUAAUGCUAUAGAACAAGAGCCAUCCAAGGCUGCUCGUGGAAGCAUGGCACUUGAAGCGUGCAACUGCAUAGCAUUAUCCUUCAAAGUAAGCCAUGAGAUAUCUCAAGUUUGCUGGAAACUAAUUGAAACUGCAAGAAUUUGUUUGAGUGCAAAUGAUAAAUACCUCCAGUCUACUCUUAAAUAUUUAGAUGAGCAGCUGCCGAGUUCUAAAGCAACGCCAUCUCUGGCAAUCUGAUUUACGCGUAAGGUUAAUUGCCAUGUUAAAUAGGUAAAAAAUUGGGAAAUAUUCUAGAAUGGUGGGAAUGAGAUCUAUAUCUCUUGAUUUUUUGUUGUAUAGUAUAGGCUUUUUGAGGGCAUAAUGUCAAUUCAAUUUCUUUUGUUAUUCAUGAUCUUUUUGCUAUUGUAUAUUUCUGGGUUUUGUUUGUUUC